AAAAUCAGUUGGACAGAGUUGGCCUUCGGGAUAACUCAGCUCCUUCCUUUGCUACUUGUGUGCCUGCCUUUUUUGGAUGGUUUAUUGUUUACUGACCGUUUCUCCUCAACUUUCAUCCUCUUUCAAAGGUGACGGGAUUGGUGCUGUUCUCUUUCUGGAGAGAAAGACAUCCUUGGUCAUCUAAAGCAUUGCACUCUCUUCCUGAGAGAGGCAAUGGCCACAGCAGGGAACGACUCCUUCAUUGCCGAGGGAAUGACUCCGCCACAAAGGAUCCUCUUUCCCCCGGAGAAGAUUUGCAUGGUCUGGCAGCAAAGACAGAGUGCUGGAGCAGGACUCCGCAAUGUGGGCAACACAUGCUUCCUUAAUGCUGUCCUGCAAUGCCUGACAUACACCCCGCCGCUGGCCAACUAUCUGCUCUCCCGGGAGCACAGCCAGGCCUGUCGCCAACAAGGCUUCUGCAUGAUGUGCAUCAUGGAAGCGCAUGUUAACAAGGUCCUGCAUUCCUCAGUCAGUGCCAUCCUGCCUUUGGCUGUUCUCAGGGGUUUCAGACUCAUAGGAGAACAUUUUCAGCUUGGCAGGGAGGAAGAUGCCCAUGACUUCUUAUGCUGUACUGUCAAUGCCAUGCAGAGAGCUUGUCUGAGUGCAAGCAAUGACUUGGACAUAUCAUCCCAAUCUACUACCAUUGUCCAUCAAAUAUUUGGAGGCUUUCUGAGAUCCAGAGUCAUCUGCUUCAGCUGCAAAGCCAUUUCUGAUUCCUAUGAGGCCUUCCUGGAUGUCCCUUUGGAUAUCAAAGCAGCCUCAUCCCUCACUGCAGCUCUGGAGGACUUUGUAACACCUGAGCACCUGGAUGGUGAAAACUGCUUCAAAUGUAGCAAGUAA
Messenger RNA from Pseudopipra pipra, 879 nucleotides. RefSeq names its product ubiquitin carboxyl-terminal hydrolase 42-like. Gene Ontology annotation, molecular function: cysteine-type deubiquitinase activity. Gene Ontology annotation, cellular component: cytosol; nucleus. The transcript is spliced from 8 exons. Gene Ontology annotation, biological process: regulation of apoptotic process; protein deubiquitination. The record is from RefSeq and is a predicted model, not a curated record. NCBI's taxonomy places the organism in Eukaryota, Metazoa, Chordata, Aves, Passeriformes, Pipridae. The coding region runs from base 214 to 879 and encodes 221 amino acids.